This is a messenger RNA of Trichosurus vulpecula (common brushtail), 942 nucleotides long. Its product is annotated as olfactory receptor 5G3-like. Gene Ontology annotation, molecular function: odorant binding; G protein-coupled receptor activity; olfactory receptor activity. Gene Ontology annotation, cellular component: membrane. Gene Ontology annotation, biological process: sensory perception of smell; G protein-coupled receptor signaling pathway. The record is from RefSeq and is a predicted model, not a curated record. The coding region runs from base 1 to 942 and encodes 313 amino acids. The transcript has a single exon. Lineage: Eukaryota; Metazoa; Chordata; Mammalia; Diprotodontia; Phalangeridae.
AUGGAAGCUAAGAAUCAAACGAUGGUGACUGAAUUUCUUUUCUUGGGAUUUAGAAAUCAUCUCCCACAGCAAAUUGUCCUCUUUCUGAUGUUUCUGUCUUUUUAUCUGGUCACUCUCGUAGGGAAUUUGGGCAUGAUCAUCCUGAUAUGGAUAGACUCCCAGCUUCACACCCCCAUGUACUUUUUUCUCAGUCACUUGUCCUUUGUGGAUGUCUGCUCUUCUUCUACUGUUACCUCAAAGAUGUUGGCUGACUUCUUUGUGGAGAAGAAAACCAUCUCUUUCCUGGGCUGUGCAACUCAGUUGUGGUUCUUUGUACUCUUUGUAACCACCGAGUCUUUCCUUUUAGCUGCAAUGGCAUAUGACCGGUGUAUGGCAAUCUGCAACCCAUUACUGUAUACAGUUAUGUCCCAGAGUGUCUGUGUACAGCUCGUGAUUGGACCUUAUACCAUGGGCCUUCUGGCCUCUACUACUCAUAUGGCCUUAACCUUCUGGUUACCCUUCUGUGGCCAGAAUGUCAUCAAUCAUUUCUUCUGUGAUGUCUCACCCUUGCUCUCCCUUGCAUGUGCUGAUACUCACAUCAUUAAGUUAAUCCUUUUCAUCAUGGCUGGGCUUGUUGGAGUCUUAAGUGGCCUCUCCAUUCUUGUCUCCUACAUCUAUAUCCUGAUAGCCAUCCUGAGUAUCCGCUCCGCUGAUGGGAGGUCAAAGGCCUUCUCCACCUGCUCCUCCCAUCUGACUGCUGUCAGUAUCAUGUAUGGAACCCUUUUCUUUAUUUAUGUGAGACCCAGUGCAAGCUUCUCACUGGAUCUCAACAAGGUGGUGUCUGUGUUCUACACAGCAGUGAUCCCCAUGUUGAACCCCUUCAUUUAUAGCUUGAGGAACAAGGAAGUGAAAAAUGCAUUCAGAAGGACUUUAGAAAGGAAGAUGCCUCUAUUGAGCAAGUAA